Messenger RNA from Notolabrus celidotus (New Zealand spotty), 2899 nucleotides. RefSeq names its product basic helix-loop-helix family, member e40 (gene bhlhe40). Gene Ontology annotation, molecular function: protein dimerization activity; DNA-binding transcription factor activity, RNA polymerase II-specific; RNA polymerase II cis-regulatory region sequence-specific DNA binding. The transcript has 5 exons. Gene Ontology annotation, cellular component: nucleus. Gene Ontology annotation, biological process: anterior/posterior pattern specification; circadian regulation of gene expression; regulation of neurogenesis. Lineage: Eukaryota; Metazoa; Chordata; Actinopteri; Labriformes; Labridae. The coding region runs from base 384 to 1613 and encodes 409 amino acids. The record is from RefSeq and is a predicted model, not a curated record.
GGGAGGGUGAGGAGUUGAAAGCGCCGUCCAACACGUGAGGCUCAUGUGACUGUGUCGAGUCUGUGUCUGUAGCCGAGAGACGUGCCCGCAGUCACAGGGUUUAACACGUAGUCAAAACCCACCCAGCUCUCACACAUUGAGCCGCGCGUGGAGCCUCCCUAGACAUACUACUGAGUCCGGACCUCAGGGUGACAACACUGCGCCUUGCCCAACUGCAGCUCACAGCGGGAAAACACGCACACACUGGAUAACAGGAUACUUUUGACUCUUUUUCAUCUUUGUUUUGAUGAUUUUUUCUCGUUUUGAAGUGAGACUACAGAGACACAUUUCAAACGUUUUGAAAGCUUUUUGAAGUUAUUAUUCGGGUUUUACAUUUAAGCGACAUGGAGAGGAUUACAAGUGCGCAACCGCCUCCUUGUAUGCCAAAACACCCAUCAAUGGACAUCGCUGAAAUGCAAGGGAUGGAUUUUCCAAUUUAUGUGUACAAAUCCAGAAGGGGCUUGAAGCGUGGAGAUGACAGCAAGGAGACUUACAAGUUGCCACACCGACUGAUCGAAAAGAAAAGACGUGACAGAAUCAACGAAUGCAUUGCACAACUGAAGGAUUUGUUGCCAGAACAUCUUAAGCUUACAACGCUGGGUCAUUUGGAGAAAGCUGUGGUGCUGGAACUCACUCUCAAGCAUGUGAAAGCUCUAAGUAACGUCCUGGAGCAGCAGCAGCAGAAAAUUGUUUCGCUACAAAAGGACCUACAAAUAACUGAUCAUGGAGGUGAAGAGAACAGCGAGGAGAUGUUCCGCUCUGGCUUUCACUUAUGUGCAAAAGAGGUCCUCCACUAUCUGGCCGGUCAGGAAAGUAGCCAGGACCUGUCUCCUUCACACGUUAUCAGCCACAUCCAAAAGGUAGCAGCUGAGGUCCUGCAACAUCAAAGCAGCCCGAACCCAGACGAGUCCAUCUCUCAAGCUUCAGAGAAAAUAAAAAAAACCACUGCACAGCCCCAAAGAGCAUCGGAGGUCCCAGCGAAGAACUGCGUGCCUGUCAUUCAAAGGACUUUUCCCAAUGGGAUGGGGGAGCAGAGUGGCAGUGACACAGACACUGACAGCGGCUAUGGGGGAGAACAUGAAAAGCGUGACCCAAAAGCUCAGUGGUCAGAAAGUCAUCAAAAGGAAAUGGAGCUCAAGCAGGCCGGGUCUGAGAGGAAGACUGGGUCCAUAAAGCAGGAGGGCGAUGAGCCUCAGGCCAAGAAGUCGAGGUCUGACUCCUCGGAGGACGAGAUGUUCCCUGGUCACAUGGUGGGAAGCCCCAGCAGCUACAUGGGCUUCUCCCCUAACCAGCACCCAUUUUGUCUCCCCUUCUACCUCAUCCCCCCUGCAGCUGCAACAGCCGCAGCAUACCUACCCAUGCUGGACAAAUGCUGGUACCCCGGGGGCAUGCCAGUCAUGUAUUCUGGCAUGAGCGGCUCAGCAGGAGGUUUGCACCCAGAGACACUUCCCUCACCCCUGGUCAUGUCCCAGAGGGCAGGGUCUCCCAUGCCCCACCAGAACCCCAUGGACCUCCCAUCUUCACAUAAAGCUUUAAAGCAGGUUCCCCCAAUGAACUUGGAAACCAAAGACUGAACAUAUGUUCAUAAUAUGUUUCUGUUGGAAACCCUACCCUCUGAAUGUUUAUGUGGUUGAAUGGUUGGAACACUGAAAAGAUAGUUAAUGGACAGAAACGCACUGGUAUCCCUUCAAACCACAGCUGUUGUUUGGCCUGUCAGAAUUUGGACCUGAUCCAAGAACCUCAAAUGGCCCCCACAUUUAUAAUCAGGUCCUCACACUGAAACAAUGUGUUUGUGUAUGGGCAACAUGAACCACCCAUGUGAAGGCUCAUAAUUCGUCACUGGUCGCAUCGCUCUAAAACACUGUGAAGAUCAGUUUUGGUCAGUUUAAGACAUUCUAAAGAGAGUAUUUUAUUCAAAGGUUUGUCUACUCCGCACUCAGCGUUGAAUGUCAGAGGUCAACUAAGAAUGUAAGGCAUAGAUAAGCCCCCCUAAAAUGAUUUGGACCUACUUUUUUGCACGCACAGUCUGUAUUGAAUGUAAAGAUAGAAACAAACCCCCUUGUAGAUGCUGCUUGGAAUAUUUCCUGCUGUUUAUUUGUGGAGGAUCAACCCUCACUGUUCAUCACUCUCGUAACUGCAACUAACUAUUGAUUGGAAUGUUCCCAAAAAAAAGGUUGGUUCAUGAUGACUAAAGGUAUCACACGUACAUUGCUCAUUUGACCCAUCAGAUACCAGAGGCUUAAUUGAACACAAAUGUCCCCUGUGUUCAAAGACUUCAGGGUGUUGUCACUGUCUGAGGUGUGUCACACUUGUCUUUUGAAAAGUAAUGUGGCCACACUCGCUUUUAUAAUUUAAUUUGUGACUCAUGACUGUUUGUGUAUUUAGAUGGCGUUCUUGUCGAGUCAUGUCCUGUAAUUAUCUUUGUUUAUAUAACUUGUACAUCUCUAUUUUUGAUAAGUGACCCACUGAGUGUAUUUGCAUCGCUACCAGACAAGGGUUGGGGUAGUCUUUUGCUGUAUCCCAGAGAACGUGUACAGGACAUAGCGUUGUGCUCAACCAGAUUUGCAUUUUCCCCACAAUUCCCAGUCAUGUUAAGGCCCGACCAUAGCUCAUGCUGUUGCCUUUACUCCAUUAAUGCAGACACAACAAUUGCAGGUUUUUAAAUGUAUUUUGCUUUAAAUGUUGUGUCUGUGGCAGAGUGAAUGUAAGGUUAAAACUAAAAUAAUAGUUUUGUAUAGAAAAAGGUACAGGGGAUUUUUAUCUUGAGAUGUAACAAAAGGAUGUUUGUUGUACAUAUUUUGUAAAUAAAGUAUUAUUGAUAUAUAUAAAAAAUUAAUAAAGCUUUUUUUCCCACAUUGAA